AGCCGUCUUCCGGGUUAUGGAGGGGGGCCGUGGCAGGCGCCCGCUCACGGCGCAGAGCCGCCGAGGCCGCCCCGGCUGCGUCCCCCAGCCUCGGCUGGUGGAUGGGCGCGUGCCCAUGUGGCGGGGCGCAGGCCGUUGGGCCCACCUGCAGCAGGAGACCUGGUGUGGAAUUGACCCGCUGGCCGAGGGCGACCGACCGCUGGAAGCGGAUGGUUCCAUCCCGGCUCGUGGAGGAGAGCCUGUUCUUAGAUGGGAAGAUCCUCGCGGACUUUGCGACGUACCUGCAGCGGGAGCAGAAGCUGCCGCUCGCUGGCCAGCUCUGGCUGCUGGCCGCCGCGCGCUUCGGGCCGAACCCCACGGAGAGGGACGCCCAGGCCGCCGACCAGCUGGCCCGCGAGCUGGAGGGCCCGUGGGCCACGUACCUGCAGGCCCCCGAAGGCUUCUGCAGCUUCGGUGACGUCCAGGCGCGCAUGGUCCCACGUGGCGCCACGGCGGAGUCGAAGAUCCACAGGGUUACAUCUGCGAACUCCUCGGUGCCCGAGUACCCGGUGGUGUCCUGCGGCCAGAUCGUGAACCAGGACAACCUGAUGUACGAGUUCGCCGUGAGCGCCAUGAUGGGCAUCCGCGUGGCGGUCGAGUGCCAGUCGAUCUUCGACAGCGCUUUCGUCUCCGCCACGGGGGCGAAGACGGCAGCCGACGUGGACGCGUGGUGGCGGGCCGCCCUCCCGGACCUGGGGCUGGUCGAGUGCCUCCAGCACGCGUGCGUCGCGUACGAGGUGCCGCCCGAGGGCACCGCCUACAGCGCUCCCACCAGGGCACUCACCCACGGGCGCCUGGCGGACCCGUUCGUCAUAGAGGACUAUUGCCCCCAGCUGUUCGCCCAGGUGCGGCGCCUGAGCGGCAUCUCGAAUGAGCAGGUCUUCCGCUCGAUAUGCCGGCCCGACGUCGAGCUGGUGGAGUUCAAGACGAACUCGAGGAGCGGGGAGUUCUUCUUCUUCUCGCACGACGGCAGGUUUCUGCUGAAGACGAUCACCCGCCGGGAGGCGGAGGUGCUGAUCCGCAUGCUGCCCGACAUGAUCCGUCGCUUCGAAGAGGCUCCCCACUCGCUGCUGUGCCGGUACCUGGGCCUCUACCACAUCAAGCAGGCGGACGAGGAGUUCGAUCUCCUUUUUGCCGUGAUGGCCUCGGUGACGCAGAACGCCCGCCCUGUGCACCUCGCCUACGACCUCAAAGG
Messenger RNA from Prorocentrum cordatum, 1234 nucleotides. The record is from the annotation of a GenBank genome assembly. NCBI's taxonomy places the organism in Eukaryota, Dinophyceae, Prorocentrales, Prorocentraceae.